AUGGAGACCCAACCCCUUCAUGAUACCCUUCGAAAGUGUAGAAGCAAAGAGAAAAAGACCUCUGAGCAACGCAAGCUUCGUCGAAACCUUGAUAAAAAAAGAAAGUGUAUUAAAAGAGCAAAUGACACUGAAGAAUAUCGUGCUCUUCAGCAAGUUAAAGCACAUGAUCAAAUGCGAUCUAAUCGCCAUUCUUCUGGCAUUACCUCUCAUCCUUCUGCCACUUCUUCUUUGGAUACUGAC
This is a messenger RNA of Acaulospora morrowiae, 240 nucleotides long. The record is from the annotation of a GenBank genome assembly. Lineage: Eukaryota; Fungi; Glomeromycota; Glomeromycetes; Diversisporales; Acaulosporaceae.